CUGACCAUCAACAAAAUACAACCGCAUACAACCACUCGAAAACUACAUUUCCUAGCUUCCUUUUCACGGACUCAAACUGAAGAAAAUGACCAAAGAGGGGUUCGGAGCGGGGCUUCUGUAGUCGAUUCUGAAACUCUUUCUAGCGAAUAGCCCUGUAUUCAACUACAGUACCCACACGUCACUGUCAGUCCUACUCGAGAGCGUUGGUUAGCCAGGGAUAUCACACCACUGUCUCUCACUCUCUCCCUGUAUCAACGCAUUGACAUAGCUAGUAGAAGACAAUAAAACAUUUCAAGCCGAAGAUGGCAGAGCUUGGAGCGGGGAGCCUGCUGUUGGGGGAUCCUGCUUUUAAUUACCAAGAGGCCGAGCUAAAUGAACGAUUGAAGCGGCUCUACCCGGCCGUAAAUGAGGAUGAGACCCCCUUACCCCGAUCAUGGAGCCCCAAGGAUAAAUACAGCUACAUCGGGCUCUCACAGAACAAUCUGCGGGUGCAUUACAAAGGUCAUGGGAAGAAUCACAAGGAUGCCGCGUCUGUGCGUGCCACUCAUCCCAUACCAGCCGCUUGUGGGAUCUACUACUUUGAAGUGAAGAUUGUCAGCAAGGGCAGGGAUGGGUACAUGGGGAUUGGUCUGUCUGCCCAGGGGGUCAACAUGAACAGACUGCCUGGUUGGGACAAGCACUCGUAUGGUUACCACGGUGACGACGGACACUCCUUCUGCUCUUCAGGGACUGGCCAACCAUAUGGCCCAACCUUCACCACUGGAGAUGUGAUUGGCUGCUGUGUGAACCUAAUUAACAACACCUGUUUCUACACCAAGAAUGGCAUCAGUCUAGGUGUAGCUUUUACAGACCUCCCUCCAAACCUGUACCCCACAGUGGGCCUGCAGACUCCUGGAGAGAUUGUGGAUGCUAACUUUGGCCAGCAGCCCUUUGUGUUUGACAUUGAGGACUAUAUGAGUGAAUGGAGGGCUAAGAUCCAUGGCAUGAUCGCCCGCUUCCCCAUCGGCGAGAGACUGGGGGAGUGGCAGGCAGUGCUGCAGAAUAUGGUAUCCACUUACCUGGUGCAUCAUGGGUACUGUGCUACGGCCACAGCCUUCGCCAGGGCAACAGAGACCUUGAUCCAGGAGGAUCAGACCUCCAUAAAGAACCGGCAGAGAAUACAGAAGCUGGUAUUGGCAGGGCGUGUUGGAGAGGCCAUCGAAGCCACACAGCAGCUGUACCCUGGACUUCUAGAACACAACCCCAAUCUACUCUUCAUGUUGAAGUGUCGGCAGUUUGUGGAGAUGGUGAACGGUACAGACAGUGAGGUACGAUGCUUUAGUGUCCGCUCCCCCAAGUCCCAGGACAGCUACCCUGGCUCCCCCAGCCUGAGCCCCCGACAUGGAGCCACCAACCCCAGUCUGCACAGUGCAGGAGCAGACAGCCCCACAUGCAGUAACGGGGUCACCCCUCCCAACAAGAACAAGAGCCACAACAAGUAUCCAGGCGUCAGCUCUGCCUCCUCCUCCUCUUCUUCCUCCCCUUCCUCUGUCAAUUACUCUGAGUCCAACUCCACUGACUCCACCAAGUCCCAGCCUCACAGUGGCACCAGCAACCAGGAGGAGACCAGGUGUGUGGCAAGUGACAGUGAGAUGGAGAUUGAGGCUGAGCACUACACUAACGGGGUGGCAGAGAACCCCUCUGCUCGGAUCAUGAAUGGCACCUACAAGCACCAGGAAAUCCUGCAGGCUCAGGACAUCAGCCUGGGCAACGGAGUGGCAGAGGAUAGCUGUGCCUCCAGACAGCUGUGUGGAGGGAACCAAGCAGCCACAGAGAGGAUGAUCCAGUUUGGCCGUGAGCUGCAGGGCCUCAACGAGCAGCUGUGCCGGGAAUAUGGCAAGAACGCCACACACAAGAAGAUGCUGCAGGAUGCGUUCAGUUUAUUAGCAUAUUCGGAUCCCUGGAACUGCCCAGUGGGGCAACAGCUAGACCCAAUGCAGAGAGAGAAUAUCUGCUCUGCUCUUAACAGYGCCAUCUUGGAGUCUCAGAACUUGCCUAAGCAGCCCCCUCUGAUGCUUGCUCUGGGUCAGGCCACAGAGUGUGUCCAGCUCAUGGCCAGGGUCCGCUCAGGCUCCUGUUCCUUCGCCAGAGUAGACAACUUUUUGCACUAGCCCCAGUCCAGGCAAUGUUCAGGACUGCUAAGAAGAGGUCUUUCCAAUGGGUUGCCAGAUGACUGAGGAAAGCAUGUGUUUGAAUUGGUGUGUCGCUUGCCAUUUGGCAGAAGCAGAUGGACAGGGGAAUGAGUAGAACAUGACAAGAAAGCUUAUUUUUAAUUUAGUAUUAUCAAAUACAAAAUGUGUGACUCUAUUUAAAGAAUUCAUUAUUAUUCUGUUUAUCUAGUCAUUUUCUAGGUUUUAUUUAGUCAGGUUGUUGUGCUCAUCUUGGAAGGAAAAAAAUCUAAUUCCGUUUUUGUUUUUGAGUGGAUUUCAAUUCCCUAAACAGUAUUUUAAAGAUGUUCAUCAUAUCAAAGAAAUUCACAUUGKCAUGCUUUGUUGUUACCAAGCAAGAUACUCUGGUUUCUUUCAUUCAGAACUCAGGUAUUCACAGCACAUUUGUCAUCUCAGUAUGGGAUAUUGUAGACAGAGGUAGGUUUACCCAGCUGUACAGUGGCUCCAAUUUAGGACCUGCAUUUUUUGGUUCAAAUUCUUACUAGUUAGUAUGACUUAACUCAUUUAAUUUAAAGUUAAAGGUCUGAAUUGGCUUCUAACCUACUGGUCACCUCAGAGCCCCACACAGCAGCAUUCACCUCAGAUCACACAAUGAUGACACUGAUUCAUUUGUGAGUUUCAAUAUAAGUGUAGGAUAUUUCCAAUCAAGUGUCUCCACUAGUUUGAUUUGUAACCUACAGUAAAAAUACACAGACAUACAGUACUGUGGGGAAUUUGGAAAUCACUCUCUGGUUUUUGACUUGCUAAUUAUAUUGAAGAUAUGAAGUCUGACGUUGAAUAUAUAUAUAUAUAUAUAUUCAACGUCAGACUUCAUAUCUAUAUAUAUAUCUAUACACACAAUUUAAUGAUAUAUUCAAUAAAAAAGUUAAACUGAUUGCCAAAUACAAGGCUUUUAAUUUGACCUCCCCUGUUCUAAUAACCAAUGGUACUUGCCAUUGGCCACACUUAAUUCACACAGUCAUUCAGUCUUUUCAUACCAGUGCUUUGACAGCCAGCCCAUUAUCAUAUCAUCGCGAACAUGCUUAUUUUUCCGCUUUCUUGCGGUUCUAUUUUUCUCACAACUAAUGUGAAGCUGUCUCGUUAAUACAUAAACUCUAAACAUAGACUCGGUCACUUUUACAAACAUGUGACCAUAACUUUGUUCGUUUGUUUUUGUUUGUUUAUUAUAGUCACAGUUGARUAUGUUAUUUUUUUUCUCUCUUUCUUUCAUUACAGUAUGUAUUCUCCUAUUUUUAACAGAUAUUCUCUUGGCACAUGGGACAGUUGUCGAUCAUUGAUGUAUUAACGCAGUAUUUCACCCAGCCAGCAGGAGGCGCUCCACUGUGUUGAAUGUAGUUUAGCAGAUUAUAUUACGUUUGUGCUUCAGAUUUGCUGCUGGCCACCAUGAGAUUGAUAUCCCCUGUACCUGUAAGACAUAUUGCAAUAUGUUUCAUUAACUUUUUUGACAAUCCUGCAAAGCAUGUUUGUGAAGCAAAGGGGUGGUGGGAGUAGAAAACAUCAGCUUCUGUGUUAGUGUUUGGUAGAUGUUGGUAGAUGUUCACAAAGGCCAUUUUGAUAAUUUUUUUUACACAAUCUUUACAUUUGGACAACAUCUCCUAUCUGCAUCAUGGGCUUAUACCUGCUAAAAUAUAUACAAAAACAAGAACAAAUACCUUAACUUAAUGUGAGGGUCCUCUAUACGGCCUACCCCGGCCAAACCCUAACCCAGACGACGCUGGACCAAUUGUGCGCCGCCCUACAGGAGUUCCAAUCAC
Molecule: messenger RNA, 3961 nt
Organism: Salvelinus sp. IW2-2015
Lineage: Eukaryota; Metazoa; Chordata; Actinopteri; Salmoniformes; Salmonidae
Product: ran-binding protein 10
Molecular function (GO): protein binding
Source: RefSeq, a predicted model, not a curated record